Oikopleura dioica is the source of this 807-nucleotide messenger RNA. Lineage: Eukaryota; Metazoa; Chordata; Appendicularia; Copelata; Oikopleuridae. The record is from the annotation of a GenBank genome assembly.
AUGUACCCUCAUACUAUUGAUAUAGGAAAAUCUUUAGGAAAGGGUGGCUUUGGCGUGGUAAGCUUUGGAACGAGACGGGACACUGGCGACCAGCUUGCUGUUAAACAAAUCAAUCCAAUUUGGAAUGCCGAUGCCGAAACAAUUGCAUCGAUGCGAGAUACGAUCGAAAGCGAAUGCGAAGCCAGCGAAAGGCUUCAUCACAAAAACAUUGUCACUUAUUUCGGCUUCAAAAUGGAGGCAAACGAUUUUCUGCGAGGGCAAAUGAUUUACGAGUACUGUGAGCUGGAUCUUUCCAAAGAAAUCUACCCUGAAGGUCUUGCUCAGAUCACCAUUCAAUCUUACGCAAUCCAAUUGAUCGAUGCAAUCGAAUACAUGCAUUCCAGUGGCUGGGUUCAUCGAGAUAUCAAACCUGGAAAUAUCCUCCUUUCUCCAAGACGAGAUCACAGCGUUCUCAAACUAGCUGAUCUUGGCAGUGCCCUCCUCCUAGACGAAGAGACAAUCGUUGAUCGGCCAAAGGCAGAAAUCGGAAAUUGCCAUGGACGGCUGAUUGUUGGAAAGAGCAAUUUUUUCCUGGGCCAGUUUGGAGAAAAUGAUUAUGACAUAGAAAAAUGGAGAAAUCCACUGGAGCACUAUGAACAGAAAAAGGGAAAACUUGAGACUCUCUUUGGCGGUUCCGCGUUUAUUUUGUACGCUAAAAACUUCAUCAAUCGAUGCUUCGAUCACAACCCAGAAACGAGAAUCACUGCUUCCGAGCUGAAAAAUCACGCAUUUCUUGGACAGAUAGUAACUUCCUACUCGUGGUAUUGA